AUGAAAUAACAUGCUAAUAACUAUUUUGUCAAGAAAAUAGCCAAGCCAAUUUCAUAAGUGAGUACUAAUUCAGCAGUUACAAGAUCAAAUGAAUAAAAGCCAAUAUCAUAUUUGACUUAUACAAAUAGUAAACAUAAAAGAAAGAAUGAGACAGCUAUUAAAUUGCCAGAAUUAUAACCUAGCUCAAUUCGUGCAAAAACUGAAUAAGAUUAAACAGCAUAAAAUGAAUUAAAAAGAUCUAUUGUCAUUAUUAGUAGAAAACCAAGUGCAACAUUGGCAUCUUAAAGAAUACAAACUUCACCUUCUAUUCAAAUAUGGGAGCCAGAUUAGAUUUCAUAACAACCAGUAGAAGAAGUCUAAGAAAUAACUAAUAAAUUCUAUGAUGUUCUUUGUGAAGAGUUGUUAUUAAAUAAAAAGCAAUCAAAAAUCAAAGAGAAAAGAAAAAUAUUUUGUAAGACAAUAUUAAAUGAAUAUGAUAAAUUUUAAGAGAAAAGUUCAAGAAUGGUUAGAAAGAUUAUUUAACUUCUUAAAACUCAUAGAGAAGGAAAUGAAGAAAAAGAAAUGAAAAGUAGAACUAUUAUUGAAACUAAAAUGGCUAAAUCUAGUCUAUUCUUUCAUGCUUAAACAUUAUAUUUACCUGAAUAACAUCAAUUUAAUUAAAAAGAACUUCUCUUUCAAUAAUAAUUAUCAGCAAUACCAAAAAGACAUACAAAAUAUAGUUCAUAACUUACAUUAACCUAAUAAGCUGAAUCUUUAAAACCAAUUAAGAGUUUGAUUGAAGAAAUCAAAGAAAAAUAAUAAGAUCCUAUUAAAUAAGCUUCAAUAUGUCUUGUAUCACCUAAACAUCCAUCAAAUAAUAAAAAUAAAAUAAAAUUAAUUAUUGAGUGUCCAGAAGAAUAAAAAUCUAAUAAAUUUGAAUUUUUUAUACCAGAUUAUAUGGAGUAAGAUUAAAUAGUUUCAGUGUAAUUAUUAAAUGAUUAAAUUGAAUCUAAAGAUACUAAAAAGUCAAAUAUUUAUUCUAUGGUUUCAAAAAAUAUGUUUAGCAAGUACUUUUAAGUAAAUAAAUUAGAAAAAUGAAUUAAAUUUAGAAUGUGAGUGAAACAACCAUGGAAGAAUUUAAUUCUGAUAAAGCAACUUAAUUCACAAGAUAUUAUUUGUAAAAUUAUGCUUUAAAAUGUAUCAAUUAAAAGAAAAUCAAAGACAAAAAAGAUUCAGAAUCUCAAUUGAACAUAAUGAAAUAAGAUUCAAAAUAAGAAUAAUAAAUCUUUCUAUCCAAACAACUUCUCGAUUGUUCUAUUACAGUAAUUAUUAUUUUUAUUUAAGAAAGACUUAUAGGCAACUUAAUUUCUUGAAAUUAAUAGCUUUAUUUAUAGAUGUAUUGAACCAUAUGAUUCAUAAGAUUCUAGUAUGAUAUCUGAUGAUAGUUUAAUUGAUGAUAAAAGCUUUAUUGACUCUUCUAUAGAUUAAGGAAUUAAACUCAAAUUCCUAAUAUCAUCAAAAUUAAUUAAUCCAAAUAUAAUUAAAGAUAAAUUCAUCAAAUUUAUGAUAUCAACUAUCUCAGAUGAAUCUAAAAAUAUUUUACUUCAUCAAGAAAUAAUGGCCUUUGCAAAUUAAAUAGAAGAAGUCAUUCAUAUAGAUUAUGAUUUACCUUAAUAACCACGUAAAUCAAAAGCAUUAUUUUUUUAGAUUUGGAAGCACUAAACCGACUAUUCCUUCGAAUUAAUAAAUAUGAUAGAAAGCAAUUUCUUUAAUCUUUUUUUAAGAAAUUUGAAAAUAUUUGUAUUGGAUUAUUUGAAGAUUGCUAUAAACAUUAAUUAAAUAAAAAAGAGAAAAUAUUUGUUAAAUUAUGUUUUCAAUAAUAAGGUAAUAGUUUAACUGAUAAUACAUCAAUAAAAUAUUCCAAUAUGUUGAAAUCUAGACAUCAUCGUGAAACUACAACAGAAACUGUUCCAAAAUAACAAACAAACUUAAUGAUAUUAUCUCUGCCUCCAGUUACAAUAAAAAGUAGAUCAUAAUCUCCUUCUAAUUUUGUAUUUAUAUAAAUUCUAUUAUUAAGAGUGAACCUAGAACUUAGAAAAAUGGUAUGUAAAAUUAAUAAGUACUAUUAAAAAAUAUAUAAAGAAGUAAAUAAUAUAUUCUAUUAAUUAUUUUUAGAAGAGUCACAAAGGUUCUUACAAAUUUAAACUUCAUCAAAAUUUUAAUUAUAGCAAUAAGCUUCUAAAUAAUAAGUCUUAGUAGUGGAUGGGAAAGAAUAAUCAAAAAUUUAGAAGGUUAAAUUGACUUCAUUUUAAAAUAAUCUUAAAUAAUUAUCUAUGGAUCCAUAAUCAUUAUUAUAUAGAAAUAAGAUAAUUGAGAAUACAAAAAAUGUUGUUAAAAGUUUACAAGAAAGAAUAUUUCUAAUGGUUGAAGAACAUAAACUUUUAGAUUUGAAAGAAAUUCUUAAAUUAGAAACAUCAAUUGAUGUCAAUUAUCAAAAUGAUGAAGGUAACACAAUGCUAAUUUCAGCAUCAAAAUGUGGAGCAGUAUUAAUUGUAGAAUUCUUACUUAAAAAUGGGGCUGAUGCUUCAAUUUAAAAUGUAUAAUUUAUUUUAACAAUUUUUAGUAUAAUGGGUUAACAGCCAUGGAUAUGGCAUUAAAAAAUUAUUAAUUCUAAACAGCAGAUAUUAUAUAUAAGUAUCUUUAUCCAGAUAAUAAAAAUUUAUGA
Paramecium primaurelia is the source of this 2704-nucleotide messenger RNA. The record is from the annotation of a GenBank genome assembly. Lineage: Eukaryota; Ciliophora; Oligohymenophorea; Peniculida; Parameciidae.